UAUUAUGAUAUAUAAAUAUAUUAAAGAAGAAAUAUAAUAAAGAUAAACAUUAAAUAUAAUUAACGUGACUCAGUAGUUUUAUAAUAAAAAUUUCACUGUAAAAAUGUCUAUGUUACGUGUCGUGUUAUUCAAGUGUCACAAUUUUUCCACAAUUUCAAGAUAUCCUUUACAUAAGUAUGUCCUACAAGAGAAGAGUCAAAAUAUAUGGAAAGCAGCAAAACAAGAGUUUACAAAAAUCAUUCAACGAAAUGUUAAAAAAAGUGUAAAUGACUCAAAACUUAUUUCAUAUAUUUUUAAAUUUGGCUUUAGUGGAUUUGGAAUAACAACUGCUUAUCUUCUAAAGUCUCGUAAUCAAAUAGUAAUGUGUAGAGAAGCUAACAUAAUAAGUGAUACAAAGCCUGAAAAUCCUGAGCUGACUUUUGAAUGGAAAAAAUUUUUUAAGUAUUUAUACCCGCAUAUUUGGUAUUUAGUGAUAGCACUAUCAAGUGCAAUAAUAGUUGCACUGCUGAAUAUUCGGAUUCCACAAUCUGUUGGUAGCAUUAUAAAUGUAUUGACAAAAAUUUGUCAGGACAAGACUGACUCUACAAAAAAUGUUAUUUUACAACUUGCUCAACCAGCUUUCAUCUUGGCACGCAUGUAUAUUGCACAGGCAUUCUUUACAUUUGUGUAUAUUUAUACACUUUCACACAUUGGUGAAAGAAUUGCAGUGAAUUUACGUCAGGAUCUAUUCAAGUCCAUUAUUAUGCAGGACGUGUCAUUUUUUGACAAAACACGUUCUGGUGAAAUAGUAAGUCGAUUGACCAGUGAUAUUCAAGACUUUAAAAGCUCAUUUAAAAUCGGCAUUUCUCAAGGCUUGAGAAGCUUCACGCAAAUUAUUGGUUGUAUCAUCUCUGUAAUAGCAAUAUCACCAGAAUUGGCCACUGUUGUGGUGUUCAAUUUACCAACAAUAAUUUUGGUUGGUACUCUGCUCGGUCGAAGUUUACGAAAGUUAUCGAUGGAGGCACAGAAUCAAGUUGCAAAAUCGACUGCUGUUUGCGAUGAGGCUAUACAAAAUAUUCGAACGGUAAGAGCAUUCGCUGCAGAAGAAGAAGAAGUGAAAAUGUUUUGCAAAGAGGUCGAGCGUUCCUCCGAGCUGUAUGAAAAAUUAGGCUUAGGCAUAGGCUUCUUUCAAGCAGGAACUAAUUUAUUGGUCAACGGUAUUUUACUUUCUACAUUGUAUUUUGGCGGUCAGUUACUCUCCACAGGAUUUUUGACUCCAGGAGAUCUCAUGGCAUUUUUAAUGGCCACACAAACUAUACAGAAAUCUCUGGGCCAAUUAUCAGUACUUUUCGGAACCUAUAUGAGAGGAAUCAGUGCGGGUGCUCGAGUUUUCCAAUAUUUAGACAUACCACCUUCCCCAAUGAUGACUGGAGGUGAUAUAAUCAUAGAUCAAUCCAUGGCAGGGGAUAUAGUCUUCAAAAACGUGAAAUUUAGCUAUCCUACCAGGUCUGAUCAUAUUAUCUUGAAGGACUUCAAUUUACAUAUUCCUGCUGGAAAAACAGUGGCUAUUGUCGGUACCAGCGGUAAUGGUAAAUCGACUGUAGCUGCAUUAUUAGAAAGAUUUUAUGACGUGGAUGAGGGUUCUAUUACUAUCGACGGUCGAGAUAUCAAAUCGCUCAACUCGAGCUACCUCAGAGGCAGUGUUUUAGGCUUUAUAAACCAAGAACCUACUCUAUUCGCCACCAGCAUUAUGGAAAACAUUAGAUACGGGAAGCAAGACGCGACAGAUGAAGAAGUUGUUGAGGCAGCUAAAGAAGCGAAUGCACAUGAUUUUAUAAUCAAGUUCCCGGAUGGAUAUGCGACCGAAGUCGGCGAAAGAGGCGCGCAGCUUUCAGGUGGACAAAAGCAACGAGUUGCUAUUGCCAGAGCUCUACUAAAACAGCCAUCCGUUUUAAUUCUCGAUGAAGCUACAAGUGCAUUGGAUUACGAGAGCGAGAGGGUCGUUCAAAAAGCUAUCGAAAAUGUCACAAAAGGUAGAACGGUAUUGGUGAUUGCUCAUAGAUUGAGUACCAUUAAAGGUGCUGAUAUAAUCGUCGUAUUACAACGCGGAGUAAUUGCGGAGAUUGGCUCACAUUCGGAACUAAUUGACCGAAAAGGCGUUUAUUAUACGCUCGUUAACGAACAAGAAAAAGAGAAUAUGUAAUUCAAAUGUUGUCUACGUCACUCAAAAUUUAGAAUAUGUAGACUGUUUUUGAUACAGCUGUGAUCAAUGUAGAUAUUAAUGGUUCUUAUUUUCCUGGGUUUUAUAGGAUAAUUCUCUCUCUUUCUCUCUUACAUAUUUUUCUAUAUCUAUACACAGAAAAUAAUUUUAUCAUUUUAAUUACAUAACUUAUUCAUGACUUUAAAAACUACCUCAGAGAUUGAAAAACAAACAUUAGAAAUAAUUAUAAUAAAUUAUUA
Harpegnathos saltator (Jerdon's jumping ant) is the source of this 2439-nucleotide messenger RNA. Its product is annotated as ATP-binding cassette sub-family B member 8, mitochondrial. The transcript is spliced from 10 exons. NCBI's taxonomy places the organism in Eukaryota, Metazoa, Arthropoda, Insecta, Hymenoptera, Formicidae. Gene Ontology annotation, molecular function: ATP hydrolysis activity; ATP binding; ABC-type oligopeptide transporter activity. The record is from RefSeq and is a predicted model, not a curated record. The coding region runs from base 104 to 2182 and encodes 692 amino acids. Gene Ontology annotation, biological process: oligopeptide export from mitochondrion. Gene Ontology annotation, cellular component: mitochondrial inner membrane.